Zootermopsis nevadensis is the source of this 1173-nucleotide messenger RNA. The record is from RefSeq and is a predicted model, not a curated record. Lineage: Eukaryota; Metazoa; Arthropoda; Insecta; Blattodea; Termopsidae.
UCCAAACUAGUAGUUUGAAUGGAAAGCAGCGAGAAAAACUGUCCUCCAUUAUUAGUAUACUGUAUGGGAAGAGAAAUUUGAAGUCUUUUGUGGGGAUUGUAGUUUCGUGGGUUGGCAAAUUCAAAACAUGAGCAAAGUUUUCAAAAUACACACUGUUUCCAAAAGUUUGAAAACAAUGGGAUCCAUAGAAAAUGAAACUGAAACUUUCUCUGAAGAAUGGUUGAAAAUAGACACUUUCAAAGACUGGUUGGAACGUGUUGCAGAAGAUCAAUAUAAAGCAAGAUGUUCAGUGUGUAAUAUCACAUUAGAUUGCAAUAUAAGUCAAUUAAGCAAACAUUCUGGAUGCUCAGGACAUCAAACAGCCAUCCAAAAUUCGAGAAAAAGGAAAGCUGUAAUUGGGCAGCUAAUAGGNAAAGUAAACAUGGCAAACUCUUCAGGCAGCAGUGGUCAACCUCGAAAGAUCAUACUCUUGCGACGGAACUUGGAACCUAACAUAAAAUGUGAAGUUGUAAGGGAAGCAGUUAGUGAGGACUCAGAAGGGGAUACUGGUAUAACAGUGAUUUCCUCUCCGUCUGUGAUGGAAAAGAAUCUACAUUUGAAUGAGAUGCAGCUGGCACAACGCAAGCGCAAGACAUUUCGCUUGGAAUGGCUUGAUAUUCCAGAAUUCAAGGACUGGCUGAGUCCAGACCCAGACAGUCCAUAUAAGGCUCGUUGUCUUGCUUGCAACACAGUUCUAAAUGCAGGCAAGAGUGAGUUAGAGAAGCAUGCUACAGGUGCCAAGCAUGAAAGAGCUGUAGUAGCUCUAAAACGAAUGGUUCUUGAACAGCAGGUGUGGGAUGAAUCUAAUGAGAUGAAUGAGGCAGAUGACGAGGAUGACGAUGAAAUAUAUGACUCAAGUGUAAAUGUGGGAACGCAAACCACAUUUACUGGUGAGCACCUGGAACAGAAUCAGCAUCUGGAGGUGCUGAAUCGCAUCGCCUCCUCUGUUGACAGUUUGGCGGCAUCUGCCGCAAGUGCUUUUGAGAGCCUCGCCAGACACCAAGAGACAAUGAGUAACAUAUUAAUGCAGCUGGUCAACAAGUAGUUUUGAUUUUCAAAUUAAUUUGUUUAGUACAAUAUAUGUUUAUUUUUACGUGUAUGAAUUGCAUGAAAUUAAAUUGAUAACAACAUUAA